Molecule: messenger RNA, 1328 nt
Organism: Theobroma cacao (cacao)
Lineage: Eukaryota; Viridiplantae; Streptophyta; Magnoliopsida; Malvales; Malvaceae
Product: Leucine carboxyl methyltransferase
Biological process (GO): methylation
Molecular function (GO): methyltransferase activity
Source: RefSeq, a predicted model, not a curated record
UGAGCGCUUUUCUCAAACGUUAGUUUUAUGUGUGGCUCUCUUUCCUUAUCCCCUGCGCAGACUUCCUUGGUUCUCCCAUGAACGUUUUGCAUUAUCUAUUGCAUUGCAUUAUCUCCUUCACUUCCCCUAUUAGUCUUUAAAUUUCUGUGUUAUGGACAAUUCGAAACAAGAAAAUGCCUUGCCAGAGGACCACGAACUGGAGCUGAAGCUUCCACACCUAUUAUUUACAAAAACAGUUCGAGAACUCUAUGGAAAGAUUGUGAAUGAGUGGGAUUCCCUCAAAAAGUCGGCAUGCCAAACAGCAGCUGGAAGAGCCCUGUGGAAGCAUGUGAUCCAUGACCCUCUUGCAGACGUGCUUGCAGGAGAAACAUACCUAAGAAACCUUCACGAGAAGAUUACGAAAGACCGCCACAACAAUGCUCGAGAAACUUCAGGAGUGAUUCUUGCUGUUCGAACCCUUUGGUUUGAUUCAAAAAUUGAAGCUGCUCUUGAUUCCUUUGGUGGUGCAGCUCAAGUUGUUCUCCUUGGAGCAGGAAUGGACGCAAGGGCAUACCGCUUAAGCUGCUUGAAGGAAAGUGACGUCUUUGAAGUAGACUUUCCUGAAGUCUUGCAAGUAAAAGCUGCUCUUCUUCAGGCAGCUCUGGAGUCCACAGAACAUCUUAGGAUGAUGGCAAAAUCCUUAACGAGUGUAGCAGCUGACAUUAGAGAGAAUGACUGGCUUGAAAAGCUUCAGAUAUCUGGGUUUGUGCCAGAAAAAAACACAGUAUGGGUUCUAGAAGGUAUCAUCUACUACCUCUCCCAUUCUCAAGCCAUGCAGGUACUGAAGAUUGUAGCUGACAAGUGUACCCUUACCCAUACAGUUCUAUUAGCAGACUUUAUGAAUAAAGCAUCAACCACACUCUCCAGUUCUAUCUUCCGCUUCUAUAGUGAUUGGCCCGAUCAUCUUCUGCCAUCUCUUGGAUUUUCUCAUGUUAAACUUUCACAAAUAGGUGACCCAGAUGCUCAUUUUGGUCUCAUGCAUGAUCCAUUGAAUUUGUUCAAUAAGCUCCGCAACUUGCCAAGAUCCGCAGAAACCAACCCAGAUGAUGGAACACCAUGCUGUCGCUUGUAUUUGGUGCAGGCUUCUGGUUCGCCAAAUCAAACAAUUUCCUUGAGCACCAUUCCAAUGUAGUAUAGAUAUCAUUGUAAUGUAGAUGCAGGAAUCAUUAUUUUUAGUGUUGCUCAAUGUAAAAUUCAAUUGAACAACAAGAUGCAACAAGACUUUUGAGCUGUAUAACGAUUUUUUAAAUUUUAUAAGCAUAUACUACCACAUAGCAGUUGCUCCACUA